AUGUCUUCCUCCGAUAGACCAGCGCCAAUCCGUCUCGGCACCAUCGCCCCAAACUUCGACGCCGAAACCACCAACGGCCCCAUCAACUUCCACGACUUCAUCGGCGACAACUGGGUCGUCUUCUUCUCGCACCCAGAAGAUUACACGCCCGUCUGCACGACCGAGCUGGGUGCUUUUGCAAAGCUCGAGCCAGAGUUUGCCAAACGCGGUGCCAAAUUGAUCGGGCUGUCUGCAAACACCAUCGAGUCGCACGGAGGAUGGAUCAAGGAUAUCGCGGAGAUCUCGGGGAAUAAUGUGAAAUUCCCAAUUAUCGGGGAUAAGGAUAGGAAGAUUGCUUUGGCUUUUGAUAUGCUCGACCACCAAGACACAACCAACGUCGACUCCAAAGGCAUCGCCUUCACCAUCCGCUCCGUCUUCAUCAUCGACCCCAAGAAGACCAUCCGUCUCAUCCUCUCCUACCCGGCCUCCACCGGCCGCAACACCGCCGAGGUGCUCCGCGUCUUGGACUCCCUACAAACCGGCGACAAACACCGCAUCACUACGCCCAUCAACUGGACUCCGGGAGAGGAUGUCAUCGUGCACCCAAGUGUCAAGAACGACGAGGCUGCGAAGUUGUUCCCGGAGUUUAGAAUCGUGAAGCCGUACCUGAGAUUUACGCCGUUGCCUAAGGAGAAGACUUCUGCUAAUGUUUGA
Molecule: messenger RNA, 693 nt
Organism: Glarea lozoyensis ATCC 20868
Lineage: Eukaryota; Fungi; Ascomycota; Leotiomycetes; Helotiales; Helotiaceae
Product: Thioredoxin-like protein
Exons: 3
Coding region: 1-693 (230 amino acids)
Biological process (GO): cell redox homeostasis; cellular oxidant detoxification; cellular response to oxidative stress
Cellular component (GO): cytosol; mitochondrion
Molecular function (GO): peroxiredoxin activity
Source: RefSeq, a predicted model, not a curated record